This is a messenger RNA of Ahaetulla prasina, 3846 nucleotides long. RefSeq names its product solute carrier family 7 member 6 (gene SLC7A6). The record is from RefSeq and is a predicted model, not a curated record. Gene Ontology annotation, molecular function: L-amino acid transmembrane transporter activity. Gene Ontology annotation, biological process: amino acid transmembrane transport. Gene Ontology annotation, cellular component: membrane. The coding region runs from base 251 to 1801 and encodes 516 amino acids. The transcript is spliced from 10 exons. Lineage: Eukaryota; Metazoa; Chordata; Lepidosauria; Squamata; Colubridae.
AAAAAAAGGAAGGCAGCGGGCAAGGCGCCGCCGCUGUUACUUUGCCGCCCGGCGUCGGUGGCGGCAGGUCGGAGGCGGAUUAGCCGGCCGGCCGUCCUGGAGGGCGGCUGGCUGGCUGGAGGGAGGGAGGCGCCGACGCCGCCGGAGCAGCAACAGCAGCAGCAGCAGCAGCAUCCCUCGGGAGCCGGGAGGUGAGGACACCGGCCAGUUUGGCAUCGGCAUUGGCAGAGGGCACCUUGUGGAUGUCACCAUGGAGAAGAAGGAGAACUUUCCACCUCUUAAUUCCCUGAAUGAGUACCAGCCAAUCGUGACAGCUGAUAAAACUGAUCAGAGCGGUGACGCUCAAAAGAAUGGUGGAAACCAAAGAACCAUGCAGCUGAAAAAGGAAAUCUCCCUCCUUAACGGCAUUUGCCUAAUUGUAGGAAAUAUGAUUGGAUCCGGGAUAUUCGUGUCUCCCAAAGGAGUACUUAACUACAGUUCAUCCUAUGGAUUGUCCCUAGUCAUUUGGGCCUUGGGGGGGAUGUUCUCCGUGAUCGGAGCUCUCUGCUACGCUGAACUGGGCACCACCAUCACCAAGUCAGGAGCCAGUUAUGCAUAUAUCUUGGAGGCCUUUGGAGGCUUCAUUGCCUUUAUACGUCUGUGGACAUCGUUGUUGAUCAUUGAACCAACUAGCCAGGCUAUCAUCGCAAUAACGUUUGCCAACUAUAUCGUGCAGCCAGUCUUCCCUUCUUGCCAGCCUCCGUACAUUGCUUGCCGACUUAUCGCCGCUGCUUGUGUAUGUCUUCUAACGUUUAUAAAUUGUGCCUAUGUUAAAUGGGGAACAAGGGUGCAGGAUGCAUUCACCUAUGCCAAAGUCAUUGCUCUAAUUGUCAUCAUCGUUACAGGAAUUGUUAAACUAUGCCAGGGAUACUCAGAACAUUUUCAGGACUCUUUUGAGGGGUCAUCUUGGAACCUCGGAGGAAUUUCUCUUGCACUUUAUUCUGCCUUGUUCUCAUACUCAGGUUGGGACACCCUGAAUUUUGUAACUGAAGAAAUAAAAAAUCCAGAAAGGAAUUUGCCUCUCGCUAUUGCGAUUUCUAUGCCGAUUGUGACAAUUAUCUACAUCUUGACCAAUAUAGCUUACUAUACCGUGCUGGAUAUUAAUGCUAUCCUUUCCAGCGAUGCGGUUGCGGUGACGUUUGCUGACCAAGUAUUUGGGAUUUUCAGCUGGACCAUUCCAAUAGCUGUCGCUUUGUCCUGUUUUGGGGGACUGAAUGCCUCUAUUUUAGCAUCAUCCAGGCUCUUCUUUGUAGGAUCUCGGGAAGGCCAUCUACCUGACCUCUUAUCCAUGAUCCACAUUGGAAGGUUUACACCUGUCCCAGCUCUUCUCUUCAAUUGUACGAUGAGCCUCAUCUACUUGACUGUCGAAGAUGUCUUUCUGCUUAUUAACUACUUCAGUUUCAGCUAUUGGUUCUUUGUCGGGUUGUCCAUUGCUGGACAGCUCUACCUCCGUUGGAAACAACCAGAUCGGCAUCGACCACUCAAGCUGAGCCUGUUUUUCCCAAUCAUCUUCUGUAUGUGCUCGAUUUUUUUAGUGGUUGUGCCACUCUACAGUGACACCGUUAAUUCUCUGAUUGGCAUUGGAAUUGCACUCUCUGGAAUUCCAGUCUACUUCAUGGGGGUCUACUUGCCUGUAUCCAAAAGGCCACCUUUGGUCAGCAAAGUCUUAGGUGCCGUCACUCAGUCCACGCAGUUGCUUUGUUACUGUGUUCUGACAGAAAUGGAUGCUGUUGAAGAAAAAGAAGAAAGCAAAUCUAAUUAAACCUGGAAAAAAGGAAGUAGAUCAACCAGCUGCUUGGAUGAAAGUCUGGACAUGCCAGUGAAGUCCGGAUCUUCUCUCUGGAUUUGGAGACUCUAUCCGGUUGACUUAAUUUGGUUGCCUUUUUUGCUUGUUAAGUUUUGUAAAAACGAGAACGCUCACCAGGAUUCUCAGGCAUAAAUUCACCACGGUUUUUAAUCCGAUGUUUUUAAAGCAGCAAAAUCAAAGGUCUUUAAUGAAAGUGCCCGAAGAUGAGACUAUAUGGACAUUAGACAAUUAAAAAAAACAAUCUUGUCCAACUUACUAGAAUUGAAAAGCUUUGUCAGGUCUACCAAGCAAUCGGUUGUUUAUUCCUGCACUAAUGAUUGUGAUCAGCUAUUCCACUCAAGUGAUUGAAUAUGCUAAGGAGGUUAUCUGCCUUCUGAUCUUUAGAAGUAGUUUAUCUCCAUCCUUCAUCCACGUACAUAGCCUCAAGACGUUCAGAAACCGUUGGUGAUCUCUUCUCAGCUUCAAUUGCUUUGAUCAAAGUAGAGGUUUAGAUGGAAGUGUAUUUUGAGUAGAUCAAAUUGGAGUCAAUUCAACACAGUAGGGUACUAAGUCCAGGGCUUCAAAGCCAACAUUUUUAACCAGUUGAGCAUAAUAAGCACCACAAUUGUUCAUUUGGUUCUCUGUCAACAUUGGGCAUUGGACACGUCAAAUUCACGCUGCUUCAGCUCUCUGAUAUUUUAAGGAUUUUUAUACAGAACCGUUUUUAGUGUAAUAGUUGGACUUGGCCUGAGGAUCUAUCAAAACGUUAUUACUGAGUUCAUAGGGUUAAAAAUGCACAUUUGAAAGGCACUUUCUUUAAUGCAAGUAGAAAAAAAGUUUGUGUAAAUGAUAUAGGAAGAAACUGUGAAGCUAUUUUUUGGGGAAAAUGCAGUUAUCUUGUUUAUGCUUUUUUAGUAUAAACAAGAGAACAGGGAUUCAGCCCAAUGUAGUCCAGCAGUCCACUUGACUUUAUCAGUUGUCUUGAUUGUCCAUUUAUAUCUCCUCACUCUGGGACCACGUUUCCACCAUUAUCAGUUGCAAAUCAAUAGCGAUGAUUUUUUUUUUUAUUAGAAAAGGUUGCUUGGGCCUCAUUAAGGAAAAGCACCCUCAAUUCUGAACGCGCAUCUUGUUCACCUCCCAAGCAAACUAUCUCUUCAGAAGUGUGUCAUGUUGUGUCUUUCUGUGGCUCUUGGUUGUUUCUAGAGGCACAGACCUUGCAAAGAGGCAAAAUGUUAGAUAUGCCCGUCUCUUUCUCCUUUGUAUGCAAUUUGGUAAAACUGAUGGGUGCUAAAGAAUAAAAAUGUAAGUACUCUCACAAUAGAUUACAUCUGAGAAGAUGCUCCUUUAUCAGUUGUGAGUUUUGCUCACUUUUAAUUACCUAGUCUAUGUGCAUGUGUAAAUUUCCAGAGCUUAAUUGUCAAAAUCAUUGGUACUGUGUUCUUGAAUCCAUGUUAUAAAUGGAAGGUAGUUAAAAAAAUACAGAUCUAUACACGAAAUUAUUCUUUUUUUUAAAAUCAAACAAAAAUUGGAUUUGCUUUCAGAUUUGAAUCCAGUUAUAAUCAAUUCUGUCUGUCUAGAAAGAGGUGUCCUAUUUAUUGUAUUGGUGAAGAACCCAGAAAGCAACAGUUUGAAGCUUUGUUUCUCAGUCUUUAUGAAAACCAAAUGAUUUGAAUCCACUGCAUUAGAUCAAAAAUGUCUUGAAAAUGUGCUACAUCCAUUUAUCUUGGUGCUUUUUAAUUAGGUUUCAGUCUCAUAGUGCAAUAGAAAUGUGGCCAAUAAAUGUUUUUAUUUAGUUUAACAGGAUGGCAUUAAAAUUUUAAACUAUACCCUGGAUUGUUUUUAUACUCCAUUCUGCUGUUAAAAAGUAUUUUGUUUUAUAGAAGGACUGAACUGUUUAUCUCCUGACCAGAUCAGUUAGUUGUCACAACAGCAAAUUUUGUAGUUCCUGUAUGUACAAGAACUUUAAAGGAGGGAAAUUAAAAUUCCACCAUGUGGAAAUAAAAAAAAAAUGAGAACAUGAA